AUGGCGGUAAUGAAAAAAUUCAUUUACCUGCUGCCCUUUGCGGCUUUUCUCGCUAAUGGCGUGCAUGCCGAUGGAGGAGACGACUUCUCCAACAACUUAAUCUCAGACCUAUCACCCCUAUUAGCCCUCUUUGGAGAACGUGUUACCAUGCAAUUCAUGAGUCAAGCCAUGGGUUGGGCUGACGACAUCAUACUCGCAAUGGCUCCCGUCGGUAUCAUCACUCUUCUUGUCAGCGCAAUAAGAGUGGGAGGUUUCCAAUGGCUAAAAGCUGUCAUUGGCAGAGCUAGAGAGAACCUUGCAGUGGCCGAACAAGAGUUGAUGUCGUCUACCUCGAAAGAGGUCUGUGAGCUGUGGAACAGUCAAGAGGUGGUGAGAAGCAUGGGCUCAGCCUCGGACUCGGUGGCAGAGUUCAUCUGCUUGCUACCGCCAGCUACUCCUGAUGAUACUGGCUCUAGCACGAAAUCGAGUGACAAGAGUCUGUCUGACAACUUCAAGAUACUAGUAAUGGAUCUUGAAAAGGCAAAAAAGAAUUAUCUUAACCAUGUUAAUAAGCAUGAGGAGAACAGCCAAUCAAGAAAUAGUGCCACUAGUAAUCUUAAGCAAAGCAGAGAUGAAGAGAGCAGCAUUGCUACAUCGCCCAAUGACCUUAUCAUUGUCCAGAAUAAAUCAGCCGAUGCUCCCAAUAUCUCGCUCAACUCUCCUCCUCGACAACGAGACGUAGAGCUCCGGCUUGUAGCUGCCGCUGGAAUCAUGCUUCAGCUCGGGGUUCUGGUCUAUUCUGGAUUCUCGAUAUUUCACCCGACACUGAGUUUCCCGAAAGACGAACGCACCAUCGAGAAAUAUACCUUUGUCUGUUUCGCAAUUGGCACAUUUGUGUUAUCACUGGGCUUAUUACUCUGUUCACACGUCGUGGAAGAUAGCACCCAUGAGGACAGAUAUCAGCCGGCAGGCAAGGAAGUUCGACUGAUAUGGUUGCAGCGGACCAAAACCGUAAGUGAUCAGAUUUUUGGCUCCUUUGCGCUGUUUGCAAUGGGAGAACGACAACUCAUCCUCACAUCCUGUCGAUCGCACCGACUGACUGAAGAGGACGAACGCUGGAAACUAGGGGUCAAAACGCUGGUUGGAACAAUUCUUGGCCUUUGCGGUUACAUUGUGCAGUUUAUCGGCCUACGCGGUAUGCACUGGUCUGUUUCAGUCUGUCAACUGGGAGCGACUCUUUUGAUGGUAGGCCUCAAGGCUUUAGUGCGUCGUGGACUCGGUUCGUCCCUGCGAUCGAACAAGCUUGAUUCCGGAUUCGAACUCGAUUGGUUUGCAAUAGCGUUGAGAGACAAAGGACUAGAACUUCUAAGAUCUGAGCCGAAGUCCGAGAAAGACAUGGCCAUGAAAAUUGAAACGGAGCAUUGGCUUCUAAAAAUUCCAAAGCCACAUGAGCAACCGAACCAGCGCGAGCCUUCGAAAGAGGCUUUUAAGGAGCCCUCAAAAGCGCAGAUGGUUAUGCAGACAAGAAGAGACCUAAAGAAAUUGGCAAGUUGGAGUGGGCCUGCCCCGGCAGAAGCUGUCGCUGUUGCGCGUGCGAUAGAGAUCACGAUGAGAUCUCUUUUCGAUUUCUUGGAUGGUACUUUCACUUGGUCUCUCACAACGCUCGAUAAUGAAGAGAUCAAGUUUGAAGUUGUGAAAAAAGAUGGAAAGUGGAACUCAUCUGCAGAGGAUAUUGAAGCAGCGCUAUCUUUAUGGCUCUUUUCUGCUCAUCGACACAAGUGCAAGGAAAGCCACAAUCAAGACAAAACCCAUGCCAGUGCGUCGAAGACUGCGAAAUCGCAUAGCCCCCGCAUAGAAGCAUCUGCUUCGGACGUUACAUUGCGCUUUCUCGGCCCGAACACAGAGAGUCUUCGAAGAGAUCUUGCGUGGUGGAUGCCUAGCAAAGCAGUUCGAUUCGUGGCAGCAACAGAAAGUAGUUCGGGCGAGGCAUUUGACAAUUACAAGGUGGUCGGCUAUGGACCCGUACACUACGAUGCGUCUGAGGGGGCAAACGGAAAAAUCAUGUUCAACAUCAAUGAGCUAGACGAGCUGGAUAACAAUGCAGAGCUGGGCAGUAAUGGUGCUGAAGAAACGAAGGGGGGAAAAGACCAACAAGCGUCGUUCCUUGCUACGAAGUCAUACAAACCCUUGAAGUUGCUCUUUGCCCAAGAAAUGUUCUCGGCUUUCCUAUGGUCUAUUACAAGAGAAAAGAGUGUCCAGGAACAGCCAGUUGAAAACGAAGCUGACAUCACGCCUAAUGAUAUCAGCAAAAGCGAAAACUGGCAAGUUUUCACGCUCAAAAACACAAAAUUAUCAAAGAUGGCCCAAGAGAUUUAUGACACUGGGCUUGGGACUCCAGAGGAAGUCUACCUGAGCAUCAUACCACCGCUCAGCGUCAAUGACAGAUUGCCGCGCACCAAUGCCAUUAUUAGCCUGACACAACAGGAAGCCUUGCGACAUGAAAAGCUUCAGCAGUGGCAGCAAGUUGCCGAAGUGUAUCUUUGGCUCUUUCGGAAAGCAAAGACGUUCCCGGCCGAAAGCGACUUUGUAGCUAAGGCUACGGCUGUCUUGUUCGAAUGCCACAGACAAGUUGUGUCGGCAGCUGAGCUAGCUGAACAUGAAAAUAAGGAUACUCCUAUCUAUCAGCAUCUGAAAAGACUGGCGUCUCAUAUUGCGGAAGAGCUGAAGUCUGCCAGCCGGAAAUUUCGUUCGAGCCUUAUGGGUUUGUACAAGCUGCAAGGCCGCGAUUGGCAGGACGACUCUGCCCCGCCGUUGGGAUUCCACAAAUUGGCUUGGGAUGAUGAGGACGAAGAAGAGUUAGCAAUACAGCUAAAGAAGCUAAAAUUCACAGAUCUUCAUAAGUUUGUAGCAAUCGACAGAGACAGAGACAUCCGUAUCGAGAAGUUUGGAAUCGGCGUGAAUCUAAGGGACAUUCACGAUUGGACCACUCUGCAUUACGCCGCAAAAGAGGGAAAUACCGAUAUCAUAUCAUCUCUAUUAGAGUUUGAUGGGGAUCCCAAUGCCCCUGAUUUGCUCGGCUGGACCCCUUUACAUUACGCUUGUCAUUACGGUAACACUCCCGCAGCGCGGAGAUUGCUUUUGGGCGGCGCCAACGUCAACGUUCAAGGUAGAGAUGGUAUAGCACCGUUACACUGCGCAGUGAUGGAAGGAAGAGGCGAAACUGUCAAGAUGCUGGUAGGGUCAGGAGCAUCCAUUGACGUAUUAGAUGCAUCAAGAAAGACGCCGUUGCUUUGGGCUGCACACGGCGGACAUGCGGCUGUGAUGGAGAUCCUAAUAGAAAAAGCAAAUACGGAUGCGGCAGACAAGCAUGGAAGAACUGUAUCACACCUCGCGGCUCUUGGGGGCCACGAUACAGCAGUAGAUUGCCUUAUCAUUCACAGCAAACUCGAUGCAAAUGCCCGAGACCUCAGCAGCCGUACGCCGCUACAUUCGGCUGCCAUGUUGGGGCAUGAGGAUGUUGUCAGUUGGCUUGUAGCCGUCCAGGGAGUCGAUAAGAACGCCAAAGAUAUAGGAGGCCAGAUGCCACUUCAUCUCGCUGCAAGAACACGAAUGAAGGACGUUGUAGAGAUGCUUAUUGAUGAAGGGGCUGACAAGGAAGCUUCAGAUCAGCAUGGCCACACGCCACUACAUCUUGCCGCAGAGGCAGGGAUAGAAGACGUCGUGGAAAUGCUUAUUGAGAAAGGGAAUAACAAGAAAGCCUUGGACAAUUACGGCCGAACGCCACUUCAUCUUGCCUCCAGGGUAGGGGUAGUGAAAGUAGUAGAGAUGCUUGUUGAGAAGGGGGCUGAUAAAGAAGCCUUGGAUGAUUAUGGCCAAACACCACUUCAUCUUGCUAUCAGGGCAGGAAUAAAGGACGUUGCAGAGAUGCUUAUUGAAAAAGGAAGUAACAUGGAAGCUUCGGAUGAUUAUGGUCAAACACCACUUCAUCUUUCCACAAGGGCGGGUAUGAAGGACGUUGUAGAAAUGCUUAUUCAAAAAGGGGCUAACAAGGAAGCUUCGGCUGAUUAUGGCCGAACGCCACUUUACCUUGCCGCAAGAGCAGGAAUUGAAGGCAUCGUAGAGAUGCUUAUUGAGAAAGGAGCUGACAAAGAAGCUUCAGAUCAGUAUGGCCAAAAACCACUGCACAUUGCAACCAUCUACGGGGAGGCAGAUGUCAUAGCUAUAUUGCUUAGAGAAGGGGCCAAGAUAGACGCCCGAGAUAGAGAUGGCCGGACGCCACUGCACAUGUCUGCAGAGUAUAACGGAAGUUUUGAUGCUGCUACAAAGCUUAUCGAGAAAGGAGCCGACAAGGAAGCACAAGAUAAUCAGGGUCAAACACCUUUACAUAGAGCUGUACAGUUUGGUUCGCGCCGUAUUAUCAGUUUGUUGCUUGAGGCGAACGCCAAUAAUAGAGCGCAGGAUAAUAAUGGGAAGACACCGCAAGAUCUUACUUUUGAGUUUGAAAACAACAAAGCUGUCAGCUCUCUUAGAUAG
Colletotrichum truncatum is the source of this 4512-nucleotide messenger RNA. Its product is annotated as ankyrin repeat protein. Gene Ontology annotation, biological process: protein localization to ciliary inversin compartment. Gene Ontology annotation, cellular component: ciliary inversin compartment. NCBI's taxonomy places the organism in Eukaryota, Fungi, Ascomycota, Sordariomycetes, Glomerellales, Glomerellaceae. The record is from RefSeq and is a predicted model, not a curated record. Gene Ontology annotation, molecular function: protein binding.